CGUUGCAUGGUUACAUGGGGCCAUGGCGUGUUGGAGCCUCCCUCCCUGUUUGACCACAUUUUUGAGAAACCUCCAGCUUUCCCACUGGUGCGUCUACUCUGGAUUGGCAAGCAUGGACGGUGCGUGCGCAUCUGAGGCUUGCUCCUGGAGUAGAUCUUAUCUCCCCGGCCCCAUGGCUCGCUCCACAUAAACUCUCCACCUCCCAGGCUCCGAGCACCUCGCCACCGCCGUUCUGCCUACGCCGCUGAGAUGACAACCAACAGCCCGCCCGGCCCCGGCCCCAAGCGCAAGCGCGAUUCCGAGCCCACCUCUCUCAUGUCUCUCGGCGACGACAUGCUCGCCGAGAUCCUCAGCCGCCUCCCGUCGCUGCCCUCGCUCGCCAGCGCCGCCCUCGCCAGCCCAUGGCUGUGCGGCGUCGCCUCCUCCCCUGCCGUCUUGAACCCCUUCCUUUCCCGGGCUCCGUUACUCGGCUACUUCGUGUCGGUCGCCGACGGCGCCGUCCCCGCCUUCCACCGCGCGCUCCUCCGCCGCGACCGCCACCUCGCCGCCGUCGUCCGCCGCGGCGACUUCCAUCUCACGGAUCUCGAAUACGAUGGGCGCCUCAUGGACUGCCGCCACGGCCUCAUACUCCUCAGCAGCCGCCGUCAGUUGGUGGUGUUCGACCCCGUCUCCCGCUCACGACUGCAUAUACCUAUACCCGAGAAGCACAUCUACAGCAGGUCGCUCCACUGCUUCCUGCCGGCUUGCGGCGGCGGUCCAACCUCCUUCAGCGUGCUCUCCAUGGAGAAGAAGGGUGGCAGGGUGCGCACACGCGUCUACAGCUCCCGCACGGGCGAGUGGUGCUCCCACUCGUGGGCGCCCAAAGGUAUCAAGGGACCGAGGGAAUCCAAGCUCGGCUGGCCCAUGCACGCCGGCGGGCGCAUCUAUUGGAGGAGCGUUACAGGAGAUCAGCUCACCUCGCUCGACGUCGGCGCCAUGGAGUUCUCCCACGUUGAGCUCCCGGGUAACCUGCACAAUCAGCCACGGUCGUACCCGUACGCCGUAGGGGAAACGGAGGACGGCACAACCUGCCUUGUGGCCAUGAGUCGCAAACUCGUCCUGCAGGUAUGGUUCCGCAUGGAGGAGGACAAGUCCUGGGAGCUACAGAGGCAGGUGAAUGCUUCCAGAUGGUAUCUGCCUCGAGGCCGAUUGCAGAAGGUCUGCGAUGUGACGGCCGGCGUCGUGCUCCUCUCCAUGGGCACGGAGAAUGGCGGCCUCCACCAUUAUGCCUUUCGCCUCAAGAACGUCCUCGAGGAAGGCACCACCACCACCAGGCCCGAGUUGGAGGCAGACUUCUUCAUAUUCGAUGCACGGGUGCAUCCCUAUUUCAUGGCAUGGCCACGACCCAGCCUAAAGGCUGCUGGUAGCUCUAACACGAAGAAAACAAGUCUGAAAGAUCAAGAAGCUGGUGGCUCUAAGAAGAAUAAGAAAACAAGCGUGAAAGAUCAAGAAGCUUGCAGCUCCAAGAAGAAUUAGCAAGUCGAAAGCGCUAAGGAUCUGAAUGCUUAUGCAUUGGAGUCUUCAGAUAGCACUACUGUAGUUGUUUAGCGGGUGUACUUUUGGUUCUGGCCUCCUGGGUUUGAACUGCUCAGUAAGUUUAUCCAAUUAGCCAUCUCCUGGCAUGAACAAGAACUUGUGGUCCUGUUAGUUAAGUUCCACCCACUUAUGUUAAUCCAUAUCAUGGUUUCUAGUGGUAAAGUUAUGUGAGCAUUCUGAAGAAAACUUAUGCCAAAUUC
This is a messenger RNA of Triticum dicoccoides, 1775 nucleotides long. RefSeq lists its product as uncharacterized. Gene Ontology annotation, molecular function: protein binding. Bases 250 to 1515 code for a protein of 421 amino acids. NCBI's taxonomy places the organism in Eukaryota, Viridiplantae, Streptophyta, Magnoliopsida, Poales, Poaceae. The record is from RefSeq and is a predicted model, not a curated record. The transcript is spliced from 2 exons.